Molecule: messenger RNA, 1242 nt
Organism: Geosmithia morbida
Lineage: Eukaryota; Fungi; Ascomycota; Sordariomycetes; Hypocreales; Bionectriaceae
Product: Glycosyl hydrolases family 43
Exons: 1
Coding region: 1-1242 (413 amino acids)
Biological process (GO): carbohydrate metabolic process
Molecular function (GO): hydrolase activity, hydrolyzing O-glycosyl compounds
Source: RefSeq, a predicted model, not a curated record
AUGAGACUCUCCAUUGCCUCCGUUGCGGCGGCCGUCCUGGCCGUCAAGGGCGUCUCCGCCGCUUCUUCCUCCCAGGGGUCUUCCACCUCCGUUGCCGCCACGGACGGCAUCGUCCCCAAGCCCGUUUGGCCUCAUUUCGUCUCCGAAGAGGACGACUGCAUUGAGAUGCUAGACGAGGAUCAGCAGAUUCAGGAGAUCAAGAAGCUCACCGAGCUUACCAAGCAGACGCUUGAUCGUCUCCACCCCCGCGACAUGAAGGUCCCCCGCUCAGAGGAGUCCUCUAAGUGGGAUGGCUCCCUGACCAAGAGGGGCUUGAUGAGCAGCAUCCCCGGCUACUGGGCCGACCCCAACAUCGUCACCUUCCCUGACGACUGCAACUACUACAUCUACGCCACCACCGACGGUGGCUACCCGUGGAGCAGCAUGGAACUGUACGCCUGGAUGUCGACGGACCUGGUCUACUGGACGCGCACCAAGAAGCCGAUCCUGUACCUGAACGGUGACGAGGGUAACGUUCCCUGGGCCCGCGGAAAGGCCUGGGCCCCCACCAUCAUCAAAGCCAACGGGAAGUUCUACUUCUACUUCUCCGGCGGCAACAUCGCCAACGGCGAGAAGGAGGCCAUGGGCGUUGCCGUCGGUCCCUCGCCUCUCGGCCCCUUCAAGGCCCAGCCCGAGCCGUUCAUCACCGGUCAGGAGAGGGUGUCUUCCCUCGGCACACCGAUCGACCCCCAGGUCUACCACGACCCCCAGUCCGGCGUCAACUACAUCUACUGGGGCAACGGGUCGCCCGUCAUGGCCGAGAUGAACGCCGACAUGCUCUCGGUCAACUGGGACACCGCCACCGCCCCCAGCGGCCUGACCUACUACGCCGAGGCUCCCUUUGUCAACUUCCGCGACGGCAUCUACCACAUGACCUACUCCAUCGGCCAUACAGCCAGCGAGGACUACCGCGUCGGCUACGCUACCUCCACCAGCCCCACCGGUCCUUGGACCUACCACGGGCUCAUCCUCCAGAAGGACGUCUCCAAGGACAUCCUCGGUCCCGGCCACGACUCCAUCAUCAACACCCCCGGCACUGACAACUGGUUCAUCGCCUACCACCGCUUUCGCAAGGCCAACGAGAACGGCUCCAGGCGUGAGAUCAUCAUUGACCAGGUCUUCUUCAAGGACGGUCUCAUCCAGCCCAUUGUCCCCACCAUUGCCGGUGUCAAGCCCUCACCCAUCACCGGCUGCGGAUUGUAG